AUGACUACCGAUUCCCGCCCUCGAGUGCUCCUCUUUGGCGCCGGUGGCGUCGGCACCGUCUAUCUCUGGCUGCUCUCCAAAACCUCGACAACGACUGCAGUCUGCCGCUCCAACUACGACGUCGCUAAGGAAAAUGGCUUCAUCAUCAACUCCUCCAUCUUCGGGCAAAACAUCCACUUCAGACCAAACGUCGUGAGGAGCUGCGAGGAAGCAGCGUCCGCGGACCCAACACCAUUCGACUACAUCGUCGUAUGCAGCAAAGCCAUCCCCGGCACAGUGCCCGCCUGCAUCGCCCCAGCCGUCACCCCAGGCCACACCGCCAUCGUACUACUGCAAAACGGCGUCGGCAUCGAGGACGAGUACCACGCCGCCUUCCCCGACAACCCCCUCAUCAGCACAGUGCUGUACUUCCCCGCCACCCAGCGCCCAGCCGGCACCAUCACGCACGGCGAGAUAGAACGCCUCGAAAUCGGCGCACACCCGAGCUCAGCCUCGCCCGCGCACGCGGCCGCCUUCACGCAACUAAUCCAAUCCGCCGGCGCCACGGCCCUGCUGCACACCGACAUCCAGCGCAUACGCUGGACAAAGCUGCUCAUCAACGCUUCCUGGAAUCCCAUCUGCGCCCUCGCGCUGAGCAAGGACACGGAUGUGCUGCAGGCCUCGCCCGGCGCGAGCGCGGUCAUCGAGGCCGUUAUGUGCGAGAUCCGCGACGUGGCUGCCGCGCACGGGUACGAUAUUGCGCUGGACAGGGUGCGCUUUGAACUCGGGCGGGCCACGGCGAGGAUUCCGCGCCAGAAGGGUAUCGAGCCGAGUAUGCUGCAGGACGUGCGGGCUGGGCGGCGCAUUGAAGUUGAGGCUAUCUUGGGGAAUACCGUCAGGAUGGCGAGGGAAAAGGGCGUCAAGUGUGACAGGCUGGAGUUGCUGUAUGUGCUUGCCAAGACGCUAGAUUUGCAGUUGGGGAAGAGCAUCGAGGGCUGA
Molecule: messenger RNA, 978 nt
Organism: Didymella exigua CBS 183.55
Lineage: Eukaryota; Fungi; Ascomycota; Dothideomycetes; Pleosporales; Didymellaceae
Product: 2-dehydropantoate 2-reductase
Exons: 1
Coding region: 1-978 (325 amino acids)
Biological process (GO): pantothenate biosynthetic process
Cellular component (GO): cytoplasm
Molecular function (GO): 2-dehydropantoate 2-reductase activity
Source: RefSeq, a predicted model, not a curated record